Messenger RNA from Paramecium tetraurelia, 847 nucleotides. RefSeq lists its product as uncharacterized. Gene Ontology annotation, biological process: water transport; transmembrane transport. NCBI's taxonomy places the organism in Eukaryota, Ciliophora, Oligohymenophorea, Peniculida, Parameciidae. Gene Ontology annotation, molecular function: water channel activity. Gene Ontology annotation, cellular component: membrane. The transcript has 4 exons. The record is from RefSeq and is a predicted model, not a curated record.
AUGGCAGAAUAAUAACAAAACUAUAGUGAUUUAGUGAAUCAAGAAAUCGAAUAGCCAAACAAACCAAUCAAAUGGGAAGUCGAUGGAAUGCCUUAAACAAGAGUUGGACAAAUGAAAAAAGAAGCUGUCUAUAUUUUCUGGUUCGAAUUCUUAGGAACAUUCAUGCUAACAUUCUCCAUCUAUGCCAGCAAUAAUAACCUCUUCGUUUUCAGUUGUGCCUAUGGCAUGCUGAUCUUGGUAGCUCAAAAUCAAAAAUGCUCAUUCAAUCCUGCAAUUACUACUGUUUUAUCUGGCAAUGACAAAGGCUUGUGGGUCUCAGUGGCUAUAGCUAGUUAAUUUGGAGGAGCAUUCUUGGCGAGCAUGCUUGGUUUCUUUUGCUUUAAAAAUUAUGUCAACGAAGUUCCAUAUUUGUCCUAAACGACAUUUGAAGAAUAUUUCGCAGUUAUUAUUGGUGAAAUCUUAGGAUCGCUUAUUCUUACUGCUGGCUUUCUAUUUUAAUAUGAUGAUUUAAUGGAUUUCACAAGUGAUAGAUUAGAACAUAGUCUCAUAAUCAGUGGAUUAUAUGGGGUUGGUAGAACUUUAAGUUAUGUUGCCAAGAGCAGUCUAAAUCCAGCUAUUGCCAUGGGAUUAGUAUUUUUUGAAUGUUGCAAAGAUGGCCAUUGGGCUAGAUUUUGGAACUUAUGGAUUUAUGCUGGUUUACCGUUUGUCGGAGCUUUUAUCUCGUUAACAUUGAUUAGGAUAUUAUACAAAGAUUGCUAUGAAAAAUAAAUAAAGGCUGGUUUGAAAUAUUGAAUGACAAUAAACUAAUUUUUAGAGAUAUUAUUAUAAAUUUAUUUAGUUUUUAAUU